This is a messenger RNA of Phalaenopsis equestris, 606 nucleotides long. RefSeq lists its product as uncharacterized. The transcript has a single exon. The record is from RefSeq and is a predicted model, not a curated record. NCBI's taxonomy places the organism in Eukaryota, Viridiplantae, Streptophyta, Magnoliopsida, Asparagales, Orchidaceae. Bases 1 to 606 code for a protein of 201 amino acids.
AUGUGCAAUGAUCCAGUCGUAAAGACGUUUCUUCGCACCGUUGUCCACAAUGAACAAGAAACAUAUGAAAGCUAUUGUGUCUAUGCUCAUCAUAUAGGAUUUUCAGUUAUGGAGGACCAUAGCAGCUAUUGGCCAAAUUCUAAGAAUAUUAAAAAUAAUGAUUUUAUUUGCGGAAAGGAUGGCCACAAGAAGGAGUCAAACCCGACAGACACCGUGAAGUUCAGAAAAGCUGACAUGAGGACUAGAUGUCAAAUCAUGGUUAGAAAUGCCAUUGAUGUUGAAGGUAUUUGGAAAGUGAAGAAAUUCAUUGGAAUUCAUAAUCAUCCUCUUGCCAAAAGUGGUGAAAAGCAUCUUAUGUGUUCCAGCAGAAAGAUAAGUGAGUUAAAUGCAAAUUUGUUGAGAUCAAUGACUAGAUCCGGGAUCAGAGCAACAGAUGCAUAUAACUUUAUGGCUACAGAGGUUGGGGUGGAGAAUCUUGAAUGCAUGAAAGGUGAUUCAUACAAUUUUAUUCAAAGAGAGAGAAGGGAAAGAAUAGAACAAGGAGACGUGAAUUCUCUAAUACAGUUGUUCAUGAAGAGGCAAGCUAAGGAUACCAUGUUUGCCUGA